Messenger RNA from Hypomesus transpacificus, 1023 nucleotides. It is a transcript of the gene hspb6, whose product is annotated as heat shock protein, alpha-crystallin-related, b6. Lineage: Eukaryota; Metazoa; Chordata; Actinopteri; Osmeriformes; Osmeridae. Bases 119 to 550 code for a protein of 143 amino acids. The record is from RefSeq and is a predicted model, not a curated record. Gene Ontology annotation, biological process: response to heat; protein refolding. Gene Ontology annotation, molecular function: protein folding chaperone. The transcript has 4 exons.
UAACCACACUGGCUCCACCAAUUGCCAGAAAGGGGUCAAGCACAGACGCACGGGUGUUAAGUCUUGUCUUGGCAGUCAGGACUAACAGGGACGCGCAGGCAUCUCAGACUGACGUGAAAUGGAUUUCUAUCUGCCGCCUACAUUUCCUGCAAGUGGUAUCCCGUGGGAGCGGGUCAUACCUCCGCUGAUUCCACGCACGUUUGGAACCUAUCCCUCCGAGUUAUUACUUCCAGCAGCUGAAAAGACUGGGACUGCGCAGGUGAACUGUGAUCAGAAUGGAUUCAUGGUUCAGGUUGAUGUGAAGCUCUUUAACCCAGAGGAGCUAAUGGUCAGGGUAACCGGUCACUUUGUGGAGGUGCAGGGAAAGCAUGAGGAAAAAAAGGAUGGGGCCGGGAUGGUGACGAGGCAGUUUAACCGGCGGUACAGGAUCCCAGACGGAGUGGACACCAUGGCCCUGCAGUCUGCGGUGUCUCCUGAAGGCGUUCUCAUCAUAUCAGCACCACUGCUGCAGGGAGAGGAGUCAAGACCGCUGGCCAAUCCGCAACCAUAACACACGCACACAUCCACACACCUACCACUUCUAACAAGCCAAAACACAUGAUGACAGAAGCCUUAAAAAUGAGCUGUUAUGGAAAUACAGGCACAAAGACUCCAUCCUCCACCACUUGCAUAACCAAACGCUCUCUGAGAAGCUUCUGCACGUGCCAAGACACACAUUAGCAUCCUGGCAUCAUCACGAAAACACCCUGUUCUCUAAGCUUUGUACAUACAGAACUGAUUCCAACUCCUAAUACAUCUAUCCUUCAAAGCAAUAGUUACUCAUCAAUCUUAAUGUUUUAUUAAAACAGCAAUUCGUUGUAAAUAUGAUGUAAUACAAUUUAAACAGUGGACAUGUUCAAGUAUUGAUGCACUAUAAAACACCACAAAUGUUGAUGUAUAUUUACCAAGUAUUUAUUGUUGGAAUAUUUGUUGUCACAUAAAUAAAUGCACAUUAUAUUUAUUUACAAAUUAUGUUAAAAACAC